Molecule: messenger RNA, 3746 nt
Organism: Pristis pectinata (smalltooth sawfish)
Lineage: Eukaryota; Metazoa; Chordata; Chondrichthyes; Rhinopristiformes; Pristidae
Product: putative tyrosine carboxypeptidase MATCAP2
Exons: 8
Coding region: 200-1726 (508 amino acids)
Source: RefSeq, a predicted model, not a curated record
GGCGGGACACCGGAGAGAGGAACGUGAGAAUGACAGACGGAGGGUCGGGGGCGCGGGAGACUGCGGCAAUCCUGCGCAACUGAGGGUGGCGGGGAACACAGGCCACCGGUCGCAGUGUGAGCAAAGAACCCCGAACAGUUCUGUCUGCUGCUUCUAGUGGGUCCGUCUUCCACUUGCCAGCCACGGGAGGUUGCCAGGCAUGCUGGAAUCAAUCCGAGUAACCGAAAAACUUCGGUGGCCGGAGCUGGAGUUCGCCAAAAAAUCAGUUCUGUUGAAUCCCACCGAGAAAAAUGGCACCAGCCAAGCCAGCCUCCAACAAGUCUCCGCCAGCAUUCUGAAAGAAAUAUUUACGGGAAGCAAUGGCUACAACGUCCUGUUGCCAUCAAAGGUGGAGAAGAAGCGCAUAUGCUCCAGCCAUCACAAAAAACACCGGAAGUCUGCCAAACCAUCUGCAGUGCUGCGGUACAAGGAACGCCGGAACCCUAGUGCCUCUCUCCCACUGGUUGAUGAGGAGUGGUGUCUUGGAAACAAGCAUACGCAAUUGCUUGUGGGCAAUUUGGUUGCUAGCAGUUCAAAAUUCCCCCUUGGCAUAUCUGUGGUAGGAAGUGGUAUUGGUCUGUCCCAAAGGCCGAAAGGCAAGGUUAAAAGACUUUAUUUCUCAAGCCUGCAGAGAUCACGGUUGCCGGUUGGACAAGGCAAAGACAGCGAAGGUACCACUCGUAGACUCUGCAUCCUGACCGCUGUGAAACCGUCAAAUGUGGAGAAGGAGAAGGUCAAGUUCUUCAAGUCUGAUUUCACCUACAAUCCACAGUUUGAAUAUGCUAAUCCAGCCUUGCCCAAUGUGCUAGCAAGACACAGUGUUGCUUCCGAGAAAUUUCUUCUGCAGGCUAUUAAGAUAAUGAAAAUGGCCCUUCAGAAAUAUGGCAGUUAUGAGAAGUUUGAACAAGCAACUGGGGGAAACUUGCUCACUAAGAGUCGCAUUUGGUUCUACGUGAAGAAGUACAUGGAGAAGGAGAAUUGCCUUGGUGAUAUUGCAGUCCACUUAACAGAUGAUUUGCUUUCUCGUGCCUCGAUGACAAUAGUGAAUGGACGUCCAACUCUGACCAUCAAUGUUUCUACUGCACGUGAGCACUGGCUGGAGGGAAUGCUGAGACAUGAGAUAGGUACCCAUUACAUUCGAGGUUUAAACAACAACCUACAGCCCUGGAAUAACUGGAAUGGCCGCAGAAAACAUGGGCUUAAACCGAUCAACCCAACUGAAGAAGGACUUGCCAGCAUUCACAGUGUUCUGUUCCGCAAGGAUCCCUUCCUCUGGAGAGCAGCUCUGCUCUACUACACAGUGUACCAGGCCAGCCACAUGUCCUUCAGUGAGCUCUUCCUUGACAUUGGGAAAUUUGUGGAAAAUCCAAAUACUCGGUGGGAUUACUGUGUGCGAGCCAAACGUGGUCAGACUGACACGUCCCAGCCAGGGUGUUUUAGCAAAGACCAAGUCUAUCUGGAUGGCAUCCUUAAAAUUCUGAGACACCGAGACAGCAUUGACUUCCAGCUUUUAACAGCUUUGGGGAAGGUAUCUUAUGAAGAUGUGGACCGCCUCAAGGUUAUUGCCAUAUUGCAGAAUGUACAAAUACCUCACUUCAUGCAAGACCAAGCUCGGUAUCUGGAACAAUUAGACAAGAUCAUGAAAGUGAAUGGGCUGACAGAUUGUGAACUCCAGAUUUUGAUUUGAAACGAACUGUGACAUCUGAUUGAUCCAGUUACUGAGAUCACCAAAUAGUACUACGUUCACAGAAACUAAACUAUAAUUGUUCAGAGUUGGAUACAUGUUUGACAGGCAAUUUGUAUUUGGACGAGUUCACAAUUUGUAAUUGAAUUGUUCACUUUAAGGUACUAGUUGAUUUCUAAUUGAGGUUUGAAGUCUUAAGUAUAGCAGAGUACAUAAAUAUAUUUUACUAUGUUAAUGGUAUUGAGAUGAAAGCAGAAUACAUUUUGUAAAGAAAAACUUUUUAAAAGAAAAACAAAAAAAAAGAAAAAUUGCCUGAAAAAAAAGAGAAAUAUUUAUUUGUGCAGCAGGAAUGCAAAAGUAAAGUGCAAUGUGUGAAGAAUUCCAAUUGAACCAAAUUAUUGACAGAAUUGUGGUCUUCAGCAUGGUAUUACAUAUGCCUGAAUGUUUGUAGCAUUGUUUAGUGAGUAUAGCACUUCACCUGUGGCUGUGAUAAAUAUAUCAACUUACCUCCAUGUUCUCUUCCAGAAUUUAUAAAUUCAGGGGCUUGUGUGCGAACUUAACAACACUGAUGCUGCACAGAGAAACUGCAACAAAAAUUUACAUGUUAAAACUGUCACAUUAAUCUCUGCAAACUUGCACCAAUUGACAUUGUAUGUUACUGAAACAGUGGAGAAUGUUAGUAAGUUGCAUCUGUUUCUUUCUGUUAUUCUCUGAGAUGUUAUCCAUCUCUCUUCAGCCCUAUAAUGCACUGAUGAUAGACUGCCAUCCAGGGCACAGAACAAGUUUGCUGGGGUUGCCUAUCAUUUAUAGUCAUCAUGUGGUUUGUGCAACAAAGAGACAAGUCAUUCAGCUCAACAGCUCUGUACUUGUCUUUCUGCUCUAAAUAAUCCUUCUUUCUCAUCAGCUUCUACUUCCAUCUGCAUGAAUUCAUGAACCUGCUUCAAUGCUUUUCAUCUCAAUCACUGAUUGCAGAAGCUGAUUCUGCAGUCUCACCACUCUCUGUAUAAAGACUGUUAUGCUGAAUUCCACAUUGGAUUUAUAAUUGACCUUUGCAAAUUUAAGGAUCCUUGUUUUUGCAGAGGGGUAUAAUAUUCUCCUCGUGCUUUCCUCUCUUUUCUCCCAUUACCCCCUUGUUUAGGUUAGUAGUGGGUGGCUAAGUGGACAACUUUAUGUUGGUUGUUCAGAAGUCCUAGUGGUGCUCCUCCUCUCUCCCACUUCCCUUGCUUAAUCCUUUAGGUACCUUAGACUUCAACCCCAAGUCAAAUGGAGGUUUCAAUUAAAAAAAAGUAUGUUGGCAUUUCAGUUGUUCAUACAGUUUUGUUUUUGCUUGGUAGUCAAGAGGCCUUCCAGAAUGUAAGGAAAUGCUCAUCGAAUGCUUGGACACUCUCUCAUAAUCAUCCUCACGGACUAAGCUGGAACACAGAAGAACUGGGUUUAUUUUAAAUCUCAUACAUCAACAGAUGCUGGGGAAAAUUGGUCAGGAGUUAUGCUUUUGAUAUUGAAAGCUCUUAUUAAAUGUGUGAAACAAAAUAUCUUAGGUAGUAUCUGACUUCAGGAGUGGAUUUAUGGAAUAGAAUAAUUUAUUAAUGAACUCCUGAGCCACGUUCAUUUUCACUAAUCUGGUCACACUAUUAACAGUUCUACAACUAAUAAUAUUAAAGAUUUCUGUACAAAAUUAAAUAUUCUCUAAUUUAGCAGAACUAAUGGAUGGGGAGGGUAAAUUACAAAUAUCAGAAUUUGGUUUGCAUCCCUUGAUAGGUCUAGAUGAUGUCAUGUGUUAUUUGUGAUGACCAAUUCACAAAAGAUAGUGCAUGUGAGUUGUUGUUUGUUAUUGAAUUCUGUUAGCUUUUUCUCUCUUUUAAAAAAAAUGUUUAUGCAUGUAGUUUUGUACUUGUGGUGGAAUGAGAGUAAUUGCAGUCAGUUUGUUUGUCCAGUGUUGGGACAUUUUCAACCACUGUUUUGGUCAUCAAAUCCAAUAUGUACUACUGAGGGAAAAAAAAUAAAGACUAUUAUAUAAAUGUAA